This is a messenger RNA of Cololabis saira (Pacific saury), 2809 nucleotides long. RefSeq names its product vesicular inhibitory amino acid transporter-like. The transcript has 2 exons. Gene Ontology annotation, biological process: amino acid transmembrane transport. Gene Ontology annotation, cellular component: vacuolar membrane. The coding region runs from base 430 to 2001 and encodes 523 amino acids. NCBI's taxonomy places the organism in Eukaryota, Metazoa, Chordata, Actinopteri, Beloniformes, Belonidae. The record is from RefSeq and is a predicted model, not a curated record. Gene Ontology annotation, molecular function: amino acid transmembrane transporter activity.
CUCCCCCUCUGCAUCCCUCUCUCUCUCUUUCUGGGGGAUGCAAGAUUCCUGCGCUGUCACAAACUGGACUCCAAACGGAUAAGGCUGAAAACAAAAAUGCGACAUUCUAUAUUUUAAUAGUAACUGAGGACAGAUAUUCGUUUCUCCACGUUUUAUUUGAGACAUUUCUCAGUUGAGUCAGAUGCCAAGCAGUGUUUUCUCUGAGGGUAAUAUGGAAGAGCAAACCAAGAAAAGCGUCUGAGGAUUUUUCAAACGCUGUUAGAGGCUGGUCAGCAGACGUUGUGACGACAUCAGCGAGGCAACAGGCAUGAUUUUAAUGUAGCAGGUAACAGAGAAAAUAGCCUGAAUAACACCGCAUGCGUUUUUUAUGAAAUUGCAUUGCUCUUUUUUGACUGAAGAACGAAUUUGAUUGGGAUUUAAUUUUUAAAAAUGGCUCACUUAAUUCGACACAAGCUCUCAAACAAGCUGACCAAUGCGGCCCACACGGUGUCCCAUAAAUCUCAGGCCAAGGUCAGCGGGGUUUUCGCCCGAAUGGGCUUCCAGGCCGCCACGGAUGAGGAGGGUGUGGGUUUCGCCGAGUGCGACGACUUGGAUUAUGACUACAGGCAAGGGAUGCAAAUGGAUAUCCUCCAGGGAGAAGAAGGAGAAGGAGGGGAGAUGGAGGGAGAUGGGGCGCUGGAAGGGGACACCCACUACCAGAGAGAUGGCACCGGCCCGAGGUCCGCAUCCCUGAAGAGUGGGGGCUCUCUGGAUGAGGAUAAACCCAAAAUCACAACAUGGGAAGCGGGCUGGAACGUCACCAAUGCCAUCCAGGGCAUGUUCGUCCUCGGCCUGCCGUACGCCAUCCUCCACGGCGGAUACCUCGGUCUCUUCCUCAUUAUCUUCGCGGCUGUGGUGUGCUGCUACACCGGCAAAAUCCUUAUCGCGUGUCUGUACGAGGAGAACGAAGACGGCAUACUAGUGCGUGUGAGGGACUCGUACGUGGACAUUGCCAACGCCUGCUGCGCGCCGCGCUUCCCCAGUCUGGGCGGCCACGUCGUGAACGUGGCUCAGAUCAUCGAGCUCGUCAUGACUUGCAUUCUUUACGUCGUGGUCAGCGGAAACCUGAUGUACAACAGCUUCCCCGGGUUCCCCGUGUCCCAGAAAGCCUGGUCCGUGGUGGCCACGGCCGCGCUCCUGCCGUGCGCCUUCCUGAAGAGCCUGAAGGCCGUGUCCAAGUUCAGCCUCCUCUGCACGCUGGCGCACUUCGUCAUCAACAUCCUCGUGGUGGCCUACUGCCUCUCCCGGGCCCGAGAGUGGGCCUGGGAGAAGGUUAAGUUUUAUAUUGAUGUGAAGAAAUUCCCCAUUUCAAUUGGCAUAAUCGUUUUCAGCUACACUUCCCAAAUUUUCCUUCCUUCCCUGGAGGGAAACAUGUCGAAACCCAAUGAAUUCCACUGCAUGAUGGACUGGACUCACAUUGCUGCUUGUGUCCUCAAGGGGCUCUUUGCACUGGUGGCCUACUUGACCUGGGCAGACGCCACCAAAGAAGUUAUUACGGAUAACCUACCUUCAACAAUCCGAGCUAUAGUAAAUAUCUUCCUGGUGGCAAAGGCACUGUUGUCAUACCCGCUGCCAUUCUUCGCUGCAGUUGAAGUUCUGGAGAAAUCAUUGUUCCAGGAUGGUGGGAGAGCCGUGUUUCCUGACUGCUAUGGCCCCAAUGGGCAGUUGAAAACCUGGGGUCUGGGCCUUCGAGUGGCCCUAGUCGUGUUUACCUUGCUUAUGGCCAUCUUUGUCCCCCAUUUUGCCCUCCUCAUGGGUUUAACGGGCAGUCUGACUGGUGCUGGUCUGUGCUUCCUUUUGCCAAGUCUCUUCCACCUAAAGCUCCAGUGGAGAAACCUCUUGUGGCACCACGUCUUCUUCGAUGUUGCCAUUUUUGUUAUCGGGGGCAUAUGCGCAGUAUCUGGUUUCAUUCACUCAGUGGAAGGGCUCAUCGAGGCGUACAGGUAUAAUCUCCACGACUAACAGCUCCCGAGAUGACCUCUGUUGGAGAGUGAUGACCCAAAAGUGAACGUUAGAACUUAUGAAAACACUACCAUUGGCCAUUUGACUUAAAAGCUCAUGAGGAGGAUUGUUUUGUGUGAAACGUACAUCUUUUUUUUAUUUUGCCUUCGUGAUAAUGUGCAAUAAUAAACUCUACAGUGAUAGUGUAAAGUAGUCUACUCAUUUGGAAAAAAAAGGUGUUUUAUUAAAAUGGCAGAAGAAAUAGGACCUCUGCAUGGAAGGAGGUGAUUGAAUAUGCAGGCAUUAAAAAGCCUGUCUGGAUAUCCAUCUUCAUGCAAAGAUCCAAUGAAAAUAUCCUCAAUGGGUCUAACUGUGAGUGUGUAUGUGUUGGGGGAAUGAAAUAUAAACAAUGGAGUGAAUAUGUUAUUACUGGAUUAUGAGCUGCUAGAUAUAAUUAAUCCCACAUCAGAUAAAACAGAACGCACCUUUCAGAUCACAUGGUGCUCCAGAAAUCAUGAAUAACUUACGUGUAGUGGUUUUAAAAAAAAAAAGAAUUAUUCUUUUCUACUGGUUUUGUGUUUUAUUUUUCAUUAUUUAGACAGUUGUAGUCCUUGUUGGCUGGUUCAUUUUCUUGGUGUUUCGAGUGUCAUUCUGGAUGACGUGAAUUCAAGUGCAAGCAAGUGGGUCCUAAUUGUAUUAUAUAAAAAUGUUUGUCUGAUAAUAUUCUGUUCCUAUUGAACUUGUUAUUUGUGAUUUAAUGGAACUAAUCAUGGUGUGUGAGAAAAAGAGUAUUUGUUGAAUUAAGAGAUAAAUAAAUCAAAUAUUUUAU